This is a messenger RNA of Linepithema humile (Argentine ant), 3114 nucleotides long. The record is from RefSeq and is a predicted model, not a curated record. NCBI's taxonomy places the organism in Eukaryota, Metazoa, Arthropoda, Insecta, Hymenoptera, Formicidae.
AAGUGACAGUUACGCUUGGUCCUCGGUGCCGUGAGGACGCGUUUCGAAUGUGAGAUGGUUUUCUUAAUUGUAAACGAUAGUUUUGUUGUUACGGUUCAAAUUGUGUUAUCGUUGAGUUCAUUAAAGUUUGUUAUACUCAAAUUGAGUUUAUUAUUUCUUGCGUGAGCGCAUUCGCGAGUGAUUGUCGCGAGUGCAACAAUAUUAAAUAAAUAAAUAAUAAUACAACCAAAAGAAAAACCAAUAAAUUUUAAUUAGACAUAUUUUACGUAUGUGACAAAAGUAGAAAAUUGAAUUAUACAGCGGAAAUGAUACUACAUUCGUAAGUUUAAAGUCCUCCAAACUUGACGUAAUGGCUAAUUACGUCAACUGCUUAUAAAAACUGUGCUUUAGCGCUUCAUCAUCCAGUCUUCAAACAAUAUUCAAUAUUACAGUGACAUAGCGCAUUUUCAAAUUCAAGUAUCAUAAAAAGAUACCGCAACAAGUAAAACCAAAUAAAAUAAGAUAAGUAUAUUUGUAUCUAUUUUUCUGCAUUUGUAUAUCCAAUAAAACAAUUAGAAUUAUGGGUACCGAAAAAACAUAUCAAUCGUAUAUUAAUACCGAAUCCAGUGACGAAAUUGUUAUUUCUGGUAUCGCUGGUAGAUUCCCAGGCUCAGACAAUAUGAAACAAUUACAAGAAAAUUUAUUCAACAAAAUUGAUCUUGUUAAAACAAAUCGUCUUCGAUGGAAUAUAGAGCAUUUGGACAUACCAAUUCGCAUGGGGAUAAUUAAUAAUGUGGAGAAGUUUGAUGCCGAUUUUUUUGAUAUAUCUUUUAAGCAAGUAAAUGUAUUAGAUCCUAUGACAAGAAUGUUAUUGGAACAUACUUACGAAGCAAUUAUCGAUGCAGGAAUCAAUCCAAAAGAAUUACGAGGAAAAAAUACUGCUGUGGUCGUAGGAACAUGUAUGAUCGAAUCACAAGAAAAAUUUUUAUACGAGAAUUUGCCGAUAAGUGACGGAAAUAUCAUAGACUGUGCUAAAUCUACAUUAGCAAACUUAUUAUCAUAUUCAUUCGAUCUUAGAGGUCCGUCGCAAACGAUCGAUACUGGUUGUAGCACUAGUCUUUAUGCCAUGGCUGUUGCUAAAGAUUAUAUUACAUCGGGUCAAUGUAAUGACGCAAUUGUUGCAAGUGCACAUUUAUCUCUACAUCCAACUGUAAAUUUCCAAUUCUUUCGCAUUGGUAUUUUAUCACGUGAUGGAUGCUGUAGACCUUUUGAUAAUGCUGCAAGCGGUUAUACGCGUGCCGAAACAGUGUCGGUGGUAUACCUUCAAAAAGCUAAAAAUGCAAAACGAAUUUAUGCUAUUUGCAAGCAUGUUAAACUAAAUAAUGAUGGUUACAAAGAAGAAGGAAUAACAUAUCCAUCGACGCACAUGCAAAGCGCUUUAUUAACGGAGCUUUACAAUGAGUGCAAAGUACCACCACCCUACUUGGAUUACAUUGAAGCACAUGGUACUGCUACUACAGCUGGCGAUGCUCAAGAGAUCAAUGCUAUUCAUAAUGUUCUGUGUCAAAAUAGAAAAACACCAUUGAUGGUGGGCUCUGUAAAAUCCAACCUUGGUCACUCUGAACCCGCCAGCGGUUUGACACAAAUCGCUAAAGUGAUAAUAGCAUUUGAAACCGGUUUUGUACCACCAAACAUUAAUUUUACAUCACCGCGGAACGAUAUAGACGCUUUAAGGGAUGGAACCAUCUGUGUUGUCACAGAAGCAUUGCCGCUUAAAAAUGGUUAUAUAGCCGUGAAUAAUUUCGGAAUCGGUGGAGCCAAUGCUCACAUCUUAUUACAAUGGAAUGCCAAAAAAAAGAUUAAUAAUGGAGCACCUAAUAAUGAUUUGCCAAGACUUGUGGUAUUGUCUGGACGCACUGAAGAAACCGUGAAAUUGUUUCUAAAUGAUAUUGCUAAUCAUCCAAUAGAUGUAGAAUAUAUUCGUUUACUACACGACAUUCACACAGACGACAUAGAUGGUCAUUCAUGGAGAGGAUACAUUAUACUGGAUGCACAAAAAAAUUCCAUAAAAAAAGUUCAAAAUGUAAAAUAUAAAAGACCUAUUUGCUUUGUAUUCUCUGCCUUAGAAUCGAAAUUGCCAGAAAUGGGUAAAGAGCUAUUAAAAUUUCACGCAUUUGCGAAUGCCGUAAAAAUGUGCGAUGCUAUUUUAAAACCGUAUGAUAUAAGUAUUACGAACAUUUUGACGAAGAUUGAUAAAAGAUUAAACGAAAGCGCUUUACACAACUUUGUUGGUAUCAUCGCCUUCCAGAUUGGUUUAGUAGAUCUCCUAACAUGCUUAAAUAUUAUUCCGGAUUAUAUGAUUGGGCAUUUUGCUGGUGAACUCGCUUGUGCUUAUGCGGAUGGGUGUCUAACUAUGGAACAAACAAUUCUAUCAGCGUACUUUAUUGGAAUAGCAUGUACUAAAGGCAAAUCUGUUCAUAGUUCUAUGAUAACUGUUAAUCUUGGUUACAAUGCUCUUAAAAGCACAUGUCCGACGGAUAUAGAAAUAAUAUGCCGUAACAGUCGAAACAGUAAUAUUGUAAAUGGCCCCGUAAAAUCCAUAGAAAAAUUUAUACAAAAAUUACAGGAUAAUAAUAUUGACGUGAAAGAAAUCUCUUGUAAUAACAUAUCGUACCAUAGUCGUUACCUCGCAUUUGUGAAAACGCAACUAUUAUUUCAUUUAAACCAAAUAAUACCACAACCAAAAGAACGGAGUUCAAAAUGGAUCAGCACUUCUGUACCUCGCUAUAAAUGGUCCAAUGUAGCGUCAAAAUUAUGCUCAGCAAGCUACCAUACCAGUAGUAUAUUAAAUACUGUUCUUUUUGAACAAACAACGCAUAUGAUCCCAGAUAAUGCCGUGAUUAUCGAAAUUUCACCAGUUAGCAUUUUGCAGGACAUUUUGAAAGAAUCGGUACAUGCAAAAUACAUAACGAAUAUUGUAUUGACUAAGCAAAAUGAACCAAAUGCUAUAAAUUUAGUACUGCGAGGGAUUGGAGAACUCUACAACUGUGGCUUCCAACCGCGGAUCGCCAAUUUGUAUCCGCCGGUGAAUUUUCCGGUUAGCCGAGGCACUCCUAUGAUCUCCCCAUCUAUAAG